AUGAGCAGACGCAACAAAAGCAGGCUCAUUGUAGACCUGGAUGACGAGGUUGAGUUUGUGACCAAGGUAGCUAAGCAGACCACUAGGGGAGUACGCUAUGUGGACGUACCUUUGCCCAUGCCCACGGGUUCAAACGUGCCAUCGCCUUCCAAAAGUCCAUCGAAGGCUCCAGCUUCAGGCUCCUUGUUUAACUUGGAUGAUGGCGACGUCCUGGGCAACAUAGGUGUGCCAAUUCAGCUGGAUCCGGCGGCUCGGAAGACAAAGGUGGGCACUCCCGCCAUGAUCAUCUGA
Molecule: messenger RNA, 291 nt
Organism: Sparassis crispa
Lineage: Eukaryota; Fungi; Basidiomycota; Agaricomycetes; Polyporales; Sparassidaceae
Exons: 1
Coding region: 1-291 (96 amino acids)
Source: RefSeq, a predicted model, not a curated record